UCACGAGUUCAAAGGUAAUCAGAGCAACAACAGACUACUGCAGCGGCUCACAUUUGUUUUGAGCGAAUGUUGUGCAUUAUGAAAUGUAGCUAAAACUUAGGAGAGUUAUGCUAUUGAAAUGGUUCUUCUUGUGUAAAAACAUGCGCUUAAACUGCCUGCUUCCAAAAUGAAGACGCCGCUCUAGAAAAGCUACAAAUAUACGGUGUAUUUCUUGCAGCAAGCUGUGACUUAUUUCAUGUCCUCCCCACUGGUCCACAAGGGCAGGUUAUGUCUGUAUCACACUAUUACAUCGAGUACAGCUAGAUUCAUCAAACUGAAACAUCAACAGCAAAGAACAUUAUUCCUUGCUCCAAGGCAAAGGGAUGUCCACGGUCUACGUCCAAGCCAAGACAGGACAGUCUGGUGGCCUGGGUUUCGAAGACUGUUCUGUAGAGGAGGAGUGGAGGGCUCCAAGCAGCAGACGCUAGAGGACCUCACUAAGAACAUCAGAUGCAGACAGUACAAGAGGAUCAUAGUGAUGGCCGGGGCUGGGAUCAGCACGCCUAGUGGUAUCCCAGACUUCAGGUCCCCUGGCAGUGGUCUCUAUGACAACCUCCAGCAGUAUAAUCUUCCUUACGCAGAAGCCAUCUUCGAGAUCAACUACUUCCAUCACAACCCCAACCCUUUCUUUGCCCUGGCCAAAGAGCUGUACCCAGGCAACUACCAACCCAACCUCACACACUAUUUUGUACGGCUCCUUCAUGACAAGGGCCAGCUCCUCAGAAUGUACACGCAGAAUAUCGACGGCCUGGAGAGACUGGCAGGAAUCCCCCCUGAGAAACUGGUGGAGGCACACGGCUCAUUUGCUACUGCUACCUGUACUGUGUGUCUGAGAGACUACAAGGGGGAGGAGCUAUGUCCUGAUAUUAUGAAGGGGACAGUCCCUAAGUGUCCCACUUGUAAGGGUGUGGUGAAGCCUGACGUUGUCUUCUUUGGGGAGGAGCUACCUCCUCACUACUUCAGCUACCUGAAGGACUUUCCCCUGGCAGACCUCCUCAUUAUCAUGGGUACCUCUCUGGAGGUGGAGCCCUUUGCCAGUCUGGCUGGAGCUGUGAGGGACUCUGUCCCUCGCCUGCUUAUCAACAGAGACCUGAUGGGGCCCUUCGCUUGGGGGACCCCGCGACACAACGAUGUGGCCCAGCUAGGGGAUGUGGUCGGUGGGGUGCAGAUGCUGGCUGAUGCCCUGGGCUGGAACCACCAGCUGGAGGCUCUCAUGGCUGCCAAUGCUAAGAAGGCUACAGAGAAGGAGGAAUGAGACGGUCAGUGUCUUUAAGAUACCAUUCAGAAUGCCUCACCGCUGCAGUCCACCUCAGUCCACCUGCCUCAUAGCUCAGGACUACAGCGGGGGUCUACUCAGGGUCUACUCAGCAGAGAAUCUAUAAUUAAAUGAACUCUCUUCAACAGACUUUGAUCCACACACCGGUCAAUCAGCACAACACAGAGGCAGCAAUUGUUUCCUGUCUGGCUUUUGGAGGAAGAUAUUUAGUACAAAUUGGGAAUGUAUUGGGUUGGUUAAUUUAUUAUAUUUAUUAGUCUUCUGUGAAAUGUGUAAAUAUCUUGAGAUAUUCUUUUAUGCUUUUUAUUCUGUCUCAUGUACAGUUUUUGCAGUAAAUAAUUACCAUAAAGAUCCGUACAGAGCUGGUUUUGUUGUCAAUGUCAUUGACCAGACCUGCAGACCAUGAUGCUGCUAAUGAUCUUGGCACUUCGAAACCAAAUCAGCUACUCUGUUUUGUCAGUCACAAGAGAUUAUGCUGCUAAUAAAGCUGAGCAACAAUUGGAA
Molecule: messenger RNA, 1819 nt
Organism: Salmo salar (Atlantic salmon)
Lineage: Eukaryota; Metazoa; Chordata; Actinopteri; Salmoniformes; Salmonidae
Product: NAD-dependent protein deacetylase sirtuin-3
Cellular component (GO): nucleus
Molecular function (GO): NAD+ binding; histone deacetylase activity, NAD-dependent
Source: RefSeq, a predicted model, not a curated record